This is a messenger RNA of Beta vulgaris subsp. vulgaris (sugar beet), 1334 nucleotides long. RefSeq names its product expansin-A4. Gene Ontology annotation, cellular component: extracellular region. The transcript is spliced from 3 exons. Gene Ontology annotation, biological process: plant-type cell wall organization. The record is from RefSeq and is a predicted model, not a curated record. The coding region runs from base 272 to 1063 and encodes 263 amino acids. Lineage: Eukaryota; Viridiplantae; Streptophyta; Magnoliopsida; Caryophyllales; Amaranthaceae.
AUACUAAAAAUUCAACCAAUUUACCAAUCCAACAUCCCCCUUUUCCGGCCCAGUCUCUCCCUAUAAUAUUAAAAUAACAAACGCAACUAUUAAGAACAUGUGCAUGAUUUCCUGUGUGUUGUCACCAUUCCUCACAAUGCACUCCAUAAAUACUCACAUCUUCACCAGUUGUUAAUCCCUCAAAUCACCAAUUUUUCCCAUCCCUUCGAGUCAUCUGUUUCUCUCUCUCACGCACAGACAUAGAAAGAGAUCAGUAUUAAUUACAACUAGUAUGGGGAUGCUUCAUCUGCUGUGCUUCAGCAUGACUGCCAUACUAUCAAUUUUUUCCACCGUAAAUGGCAGGGUUCCAGGAACAUACCAAGGUGGGCCGUGGACGAGUGCUCAUGCUACUUUCUAUGGUGGCGAAGACGCCUCUGGCACUAUGGGGGGCGCAUGUGGGUAUGGCAACUUAUACAGCGCUGGAUAUGGUACUAGCACAGCAGCAUUAAGCACAGCAUUGUUCAACAAGGGUUUAACAUGUGGUGCUUGCUUUGAACUCAAGUGUGUUAAUGACCCUCAGUGGUGCAAUCCUGGCAACCCUUCGAUUCUUAUUACAGCAACGAACUUUUGCCCACCUAACUAUGCUCAGUCUAACGAUGAUGGUGGUUGGUGCAACCCUCCUCGCGAACAUUUUGACCUCGCUAUGCCCAUCUUCCUCAAACUCGCCCAAUUUCGAGCAGGAAUUAUUCCUGUCUCCUACCGCCGGGUUCCAUGCAAGAAGGCCGGUGGAAUCAGAUUCACAAUGAAUGGUUCCCAAUACUUUAAUUUGGUAUUAAUAACUAAUGUUGCUGGGGCUGGAGAUGCGAUACGUGUUAGGGUGAAAGGUUCAAACACAAACUGGAUGGGUAUGAGUAGAAAUUGGGGACAAAACUGGCAGUCCAACGUUGUUUUGGUUGGUCAAGCCCUCUCCUUCCGAGUGACCACCAGUGACCACCGUACCUCCACGACAUUGAACGUGGCACCCGCUAACUGGCAGUUUGGUCAAACUUAUGUUGGCAAGAAUUUUAAAGUGCGCCGAUAUUAAUCUCAUGAUUCUUCAUUGUCAUUUAAAUGAAUGCAAUUCUUAGUGUAUUUGCCACUACCUCUGAUAUUUUCUCUCGUAUUUUCAUGAGAAAAUUACAAUGGUAAAAUAGGUUACUUAUACUAGCACGUUAAUUUUGGUGAGGGGUUUUAUUAUAUGUCAAAAUUGUAACUUGAUAUGCAUGUGUUACAGUGGCUGAAGCGGUUGCAAGUGACACAAUCAAAAUGUAACCCGCAGUUUACUUUUUUCUAUACUACAUAUAUAUAAUAAAUUA